AUAUAGGUAGAGGAUCCACAAAAUCUAUACUUUUUGUAACUUUAGCCCACUAUAUAUUCAUCAUUUUACACAACCACAAUUCCACAUCCUACUCUAUCCACUCCUCCUACAACAAUAAUAUUCUCUCUCUUUUCCUUUAGCAAAAACAUCCAAAAUUUAAACAUGUUUUCUUCAACUUCUUUAUCUUCUAUUCCCCAAGAAAUCAUUACUAGCGUUCAUUAUUCUAGAAGAUUACUACUUCACUCCCCAUUCCACCCUUCACCACCUACAAUAGAAGCACCAACACCAACCUACCAAGUCCUAGACCCGAAUUCGAGCCAUGCCAACCCCGGCUUUGAUGCUAACAUAGUCAUGAUCCUCGCGGUCUUGAUAUGUGCGUUGAUAUGUUCGUUUUGUAUAAACGCCAUCAUUAGGUUUGUGAUCAAGUACUCAAGUAUGAUUAUUGGAGAGUCUAAUUACCACCUAAACCAUGAUCAAAAGAAGAAAUGUAAUGGCUUAGACAAAAGAGCAUUAAAGACAUUUCCAGUGGUAAAAUACUCAACUGAAGUGGAAAUUCAAGGGCUGGGUACUGAGUGUGUGAUAUGUUUGUCAGAGUUUAAGGGUGGUGAAAAAGUUAGGAUAUUACCAAAAUGCCAUCAUGGUUUUCAUGUUAAGUGUAUUGAUAAAUGGCUUGGUUCAAACUCCUCUUGCCCUACUUGUAGGCAAUCUUUAGUUGAAACUUGUAACAAGAUUAUUGGUUGUGGUGAUGAUCAUCAAACUACCUCAUCGUCGGAAUCAUCAUCGUUGUCAACAACAACAACGACGACGACAACAACAUCAACAAGUGACAUGGUUGUAGUGAGUAUUGUGCCACUUGAAAGGGAAGAUUUGGUGCGAGAUUACAGGAGUGAAGUUGCUCAAAGUUAGCCAAAUUCUAGUAGUACUUUUGUAGGAUUUUCCUGAUUUUAACAAUUUUUUUAAUUUAUUAGUAGUGCACAUGAUAGAUAUUUCGGAGCGAGUAAUUAUUAAUACUAGUAAUUAAAAAUUUUAAAGUUCUAUGCUAUGGCAAUUUGAUAUGUCAGCAAUUUACGUAAAUCAAUUGUCUAUAUUAUUGGAUUAAUCCUUUUUCGAAAGCAUCUUCAGUGAUUAACUAAGAUGGACCACUUAUUACUUGACUUGUCAAUUGUCAUAUCCACAUUUCUAGCUAC
Messenger RNA from Chenopodium quinoa (quinoa), 1187 nucleotides. RefSeq names its product RING-H2 finger protein ATL78-like. Bases 163 to 906 code for a protein of 247 amino acids. Gene Ontology annotation, biological process: protein ubiquitination. NCBI's taxonomy places the organism in Eukaryota, Viridiplantae, Streptophyta, Magnoliopsida, Caryophyllales, Amaranthaceae. The record is from RefSeq and is a predicted model, not a curated record. The transcript has a single exon. Gene Ontology annotation, molecular function: transferase activity.